CACCGACUUCACGACGCAGACAUGUAUGUGUGUUGGAGCAGCUGUGAAGGAGGAAACUAGCUCCACAUCGGGUUACACGACAGGAACCCACCGCGGAGACUUCGUGACGCACGGAGACGCGCAGCUUCCAGUAAACACUACUUUAAAUCAUGGAGGAUCGAGCUUAAGCUACAUCCUGCAGGUUUAAAUGUAACGAACGCUUCACAUCUUUAUAUGGUGAAUUUAGAAGAUGACAGAUUAUUUUUGCAACUUUCUCUGCAGGUGAUCAACACUGCCUCUUACUAACAAUGGAGAAAGGUUGGUUUAUUGGACAUGACAGGAUUCCCCCUGCAAAAUCUGACCAGCAGACGCCCAGCAGCACUGCCUCGAGGCCUUGCAUGACUAUAAACUUAACCAAAAUGCUUCGAGCUGACAAACCCAAUGUGGAAAAGAAGCCUAUUCCAAUCCGCCCGCCAAGCCCCAGAGUCUCCAAGCCAAAAGAGGAAACACUCCACCGCAGUCCCUCCUGCGAACCAGCGCCCAAACCCAUCAUCCGACAGCGAUCGCACUCUCUACCUUCUGCCACAGCCAAGAGGAAGCAGUGCAGUAAUGCUGGAGUACGGUUUGUUGAUUCCUUGGGGCUGGAUCUGGAAGAUGUUAGGCUUUUUAAAUCUGGAGACGAUCCGUUCGUGCCACAUCAUGUUACCUUCAGGCUGCUGAUGGGUUCCGAGAUAGCAGAUGGGAAGCAUCUGGAGAUCUCCUUGCCAUACAUGAAGCCAGUUUUUGCCCAACAGCCUGGCGACCAGCCGGGAUUCUUGUAUCGUCUCCAUGAGCAGAAAGUGUGCCUGGAGAGAGUCUCUUGUUUUGAAUUGGGCGUCAUCGGGAUCACCCAAGUCGUCAACCUGGACUUCGAGAAAGAUGUCACAGCUCGGUAUUCGUUCACAGAGUGGAAGAGCUGCACAGAAACUAAGGCCUCUUGGAUGUCCACCAUCACCAAGGCCUGGGAAGGUGGAGGCGGGCAGUUUAGUUGCGAUACAUUUCAUUUCCAUCUGCCCGUCCCUCCAUUCCUGCAGCCAGGAGCACUGUUAGAGUUCGCCAUUCGAUACCGAGUCUGUGGGGCUGAAUACUGGGACAACAAUGAUGGACAGAAUUAUAAGUUAGUUUGCCAAAACUACACACUCACUGUGCCUAAAGAAUGUGAGGAUAGCAUGGUGCACUUCAUUUAGGAUGCAGACUAAAGGCAGACGAGAUCUCUUGAGAGCACUUUAUGAGAGCUGGCACUAAAACCUAUAGAAAACACCUGCACAGUAACAUAACGUUCAUUUUGUUGAAAGUGUCGACCGAGUUUGAAUGAUGUUAGAUUUGAGGCAAACUGUAACUCUGGACGGACUUAGAGGGAAAUUAACUAUUGCACUUAUGCCUGAUGCCAGCUUUACUGUCGCUGAUGUUUCUGUUUUGUACAAAUUGCACUGAAAUAUUAGAUUUUCCAAGCUAUUAAAAAUGCACUUUAGAGUAAGCACAUUCAGUAGAAGUGACACCCACAGAGAAUUACAUAAGCAUUCUGUGAAAUUUAAAUUAAUACACUUCAGUCCACUGUUUUCUUCCAGCUGGAUCUUUGACAAAAACUCAUUUUAUACAAAGCAGGGAUUUGGAGUGGUGUACCAUUCAUUUUCAAAUGUUGUCAAACCAAAAGCCCAAAGCAUGUCAUGGAUACAAUUUGAAUGUCUUUUAAUAAAUCAGAAAUGAAAUAUUAUUUUGUUAAAUAACACAUUUUGAUAAACAACGGUUUGCUGUAGUAUAAUUUAGGACUGAACAAUUUAUCAAAAGCACAAUACGGUCAAGUGCAAUAUCCAAAUUAUAGGAAAUGCAUCUUUGAUAAAGUGUGUAAGAAGAUAAUAUAAAUGAAAUAUUGUGCUGCUACAGAGAUGUUCGACCUUUAAAUCAUAUUCUGAAGAUAUGCAGACCUCAGCAAAAAACACAAUCAUUUUUAUCUCUUUUUUCAUGUGGGAAAGAAAUGACCAUUUUACCUAAAAUUGUGACUCAUAUCACAAGUGCUAUAUCUGUCAAAACUUUCUUUUUUGUUUUUGUAUUUUGUUCAGCCCUAUUCAUAUUUGCAUUGAAGGCUCAAAUCCUACAUCCUCUAGCUAUGUUCAGCUAGUUUCUGUAAAUAAUUUUCUCUUAGCUUGCAGUUAUGUCACUUUUUGGAAAGAAAACACUGUUCAAGACACCUUCUAGUGACAAAAUAUUCCAAUGUGUUAUCAGCUGUGUUGGAAUAAAUGACCGCACACUAAAGGAAAGAGUAGUCGUUGAAUAUUAACAUAAGAACUGUUUUAUUGUUGUGAUAAAGUGAGGACUUGUCUGUUGCCUAUCCCAAAAUUUUGACCACUCAUGACUGUUUUUAAACAGAUCAGAACCACAGACUUUAUAUAAAGAGGUCAGAACCAGACUGUAUAUAAACAGUUUAGAACCACAGACUGAAUGCAAAGAGGUCAGGAAAGUUUAGUGAAUUUCCGGACUGUGUAAAUACCAUUCAAAGCAAACCACAAGUUACUCCUUGAUAACGUAUGACAACAGUUCAGAAGCCACAUUGCAAACUAUGAAUUUGGAGGAAAUUUCAGUUAUAAAAAACUAAUUUGCUUGUGUCAUCAUGAAGAGUAGAUGUUGUAGAAAAUAUACAAAAAAAAAAUACUGCUUGAAACAUAUGAUAAUGUGGAACGGUAAAGGUAAUUUGGGGAUUGAUGAAGAGACACAAAAGGAUGAGGUUUGAUACAAACAGAAAGGAGUAAAAUAUGAGAUGUAAUGGCAUGUAGCAGGUAGGAGUUAAUAAGUUGUUUUGUUUUUAAUUUUGUGAGUUUUGUUUUCCAUUUUCUGACACUGUCAAGUGUUCUCCCACUUUCAAUGACUGGUGAUUAUCACUGAUGAUUUUUGAACGUUCAUGUGCAGUUUCCUCACUUGAAAAAGGACGUUUCAUCUACUCAGGGUUUGAGCUGGACUCCACUCAUUGAUCAGACAGUUACUUUCUUUUUUUCAGGUAACAGGUAUACACAGAUGGCAACUUCACAAGGCCAUGAUGAGUUAAGUUGAUACAUUAAGAUGAAAAACCUUCAAACAAAACACAACAGAACAAUGUUCACAUCACUGCAACUCAGCAAACAGUAACAACCAUUCCCUAUGCAAAAGUUUCACCUCAUUGGCAAAUGCUACUCCACUCAAUUUAUGUUUGUCAACCUCAACAUCAAAAAACUGAAGCAACAAACCAUGUCAUGACCGAUCUUCAAACCAAUCCUAUACCACACACGAAUUUAACUGCAUUUUAAAGAGGCGAUUUAAAUCACACAUUUACUCUUAACAUUUUUAUCAGAUUUUUAAGCAUAUUUAUACAUUUUAAAUUAUAUUUUUGUAAUUACUUCAAGUGCAUGAAGUGACUUUUAAAGUGCAAUCUGUUACAGACCCAGUAAAUAAAUAAAGUGCAAAUAACAAACCCAC
Molecule: messenger RNA, 3465 nt
Organism: Amphiprion ocellaris (clown anemonefish)
Lineage: Eukaryota; Metazoa; Chordata; Actinopteri; Pomacentridae
Gene: ppp1r3da
Product: protein phosphatase 1, regulatory subunit 3Da
Exons: 2
Coding region: 288-1205 (305 amino acids)
Biological process (GO): regulation of glycogen biosynthetic process
Cellular component (GO): protein phosphatase type 1 complex
Molecular function (GO): protein phosphatase 1 binding; glycogen binding
Source: RefSeq, a predicted model, not a curated record